Messenger RNA from Aspergillus homomorphus CBS 101889, 1587 nucleotides. RefSeq names its product cytochrome P450. NCBI's taxonomy places the organism in Eukaryota, Fungi, Ascomycota, Eurotiomycetes, Eurotiales, Aspergillaceae. The record is from RefSeq and is a predicted model, not a curated record. The transcript is spliced from 7 exons. The coding region runs from base 1 to 1587 and encodes 528 amino acids. Gene Ontology annotation, molecular function: heme binding; iron ion binding; monooxygenase activity.
AUGUCUCACGCAAUAGGUCUUUUCUUGUCGUCUCUCGCGCUGCUAAUCCUCUACUUGCUUUUUGGUUUGGCGCAACUAUGGACCAACAAACCCCCUCUCCCACCCGGUCCGAGGAGGAUCAUUCCCUGGAUUGGAAAUCUUGAUGCCCUGCCCCGGAAGGGCCAAGCAGAGCAUCUUCAUUGGCUUCGUCUUAGUGAGCUAUACGGCCCAAUUAGUUCAGUAACGGUCAUGGGCCAGACCUUUGUGGUAUUGAAUGAUGUCAACCUGGCUUUUGAGAUGCUGGAAAAGCGUGGCGCCAUCUACUCGUCCCGUCCACGACAGGUGUUCUGUGGGGAAAUGGUUGGCUGGGCACAAUCCGUCGCCCUAUCACCUUAUUCGGACCGAUUGCGCGUUCACCGGAAGAAUAUCAUGCGUAUCCUUGGAUCCUGUUCUGCUGCGGCUCAAUUUGAGCCCAUGCAAGAGAAAGAAUCGGCUCGUUUCCUGUCCCGCGUAUUGCAAAGUCCCGGUGACCUAAUUGAUCACAUCCGAAGUGAAGCAGGAUCUCUCAUACUCAACUUGGUUUAUGGGUACAACUCGAACGGUCAAGUGUCAGAUCCACUGAUAGGAUUAGCGCACAAGGUAAUGGAAGAAUUUGGGCAAGCAUCUCGUCCAGGCGAUUACCUGGUGGAUUUGGUGCCAUGCUUACGAAAUUUAACGGACUGGGUACCGGGAUUAGGCUUCGCGAGGAUUUCAAGGCAAUGGCGGAUUAACCUGAUGAGGAUGGCAGAUCUUCCCUAUGCGUUUGUGGAGCAUCAACUUGCUACGAAGCAAGACACUGGCUGCUUUCUGGCGCAGCUGAUCCAAGGCGCACCUGACAACGUAUCGAUUCACAAGUGGACAGCCUUAUCAUUGUACAGUGCAGGAGCAGACACUACGGUGUCCGCUCUGUCGACCUUUAUUCUCGCGAUGACAUUGAACCCCGAGGUUCAAAGAAAGGCUCAAGCUGAGAUCGAUGAGGCAAUACACGACAAUAGGCUUCCGACGUUUGCUGAUCGUUCGAGGCUACCCUACGUAAAUGCGCUUGUAAAAGAGGUUCUUCGAUGGCACCCUGUCACUCCGAUGGCCCUGCCGCAUACGAAUGUGGAGAGCGAUGUGUUUCAUGGGUAUUGGAUUCCGAAAGGGGCGAUUGUCCUUCCUAACGUAUGGGCAUUUAUGCAUGAUACAAGCACUUAUCCUGAUCCCAUAGCAUUCAAGCCCGAGCGCUUUUUGUCUUUGGAGGGCCAAAUCCCAGAGCUCGAUCCGCGAAGAAUGGCUUUUGGCUUCGGACGGCGGAUUUGCCCCGGACGCGUACUAGCUGAAUCAUCCAUUUUCAUCAUCAUCGCACAGUUCCUGGCUGUGUUUAGACUGGAAGAAAGCCAGGAAAGGACGAAUGAGCGUCUGGAAAAAUCGGGGCCGAGUUUCCAGCCAGGGGUUAUCAGCCAUCCAGUGCCUUUUGACUUUCGGGUUCGAGCACGGAGCGCACGGCAUGAAGCAUUGAUCCGUGGUGCUCGAGGAACCCACCCGUGGUCAGAAAGCGAUGCACAUACACUCACGCAUCUCGUAGCUUGA